Molecule: messenger RNA, 1902 nt
Organism: Triticum turgidum subsp. durum (durum wheat)
Lineage: Eukaryota; Viridiplantae; Streptophyta; Magnoliopsida; Poales; Poaceae
Source: the annotation of a GenBank genome assembly
AUGGCGGUGUCGUCUCCCGCUCCGGAGCCGACGAGGAGGAGCAACAAGUGGCGCCGCGGCAACAGAAAGGUGAUCAACGGGUACAUCGGCGAAGCGCGGGCGGCUCUGGCGGCCGCGGCGGCGCGGGACGGCGACGGCGGGGAUGACUCGGCGGCCGCGGCCGCGCUCGGGCUGGUCGGCGCGGUGCUGGAGAUGUCGCCGCGCAUGGAGGCCGCGCUCGAGCUCCGGGCGCGCGCGCUGCUCGCGCUCCGCCGGUACCGCGACGUCGCCGAGAUGCUCCGCGACUACAUUCCCAGCUGCGCCAAGUCCUGCGCCGGGGAUGACACGGCCACCUCCUCCUCCUCCUGCUCGUCCGGCUCCGGCGACCUCGCCUGCGCGUCUCGCGCGGGGCUUCUUUCCCCGGGCCGCGAGCUCUCCAUCUCCGGCGCCGGGGGCUCCCUGUUCCUCUGCUGCUUCGACGUGUCCGAGAUCAAGCGCCGCGUCGUCGCCGGCCUAUCCAAGAACUCCGACGCCGAGACCCAGUGGAGGUACUUGGUCCUGGGUCAGGCUUGCUUCCAUCUCGGCUUGAUGGAGGACGCCGUGGUGCUCCUCCAGACCGGCCGCCGCCUCGCCACGGCCGCGUUCCGCCGCGAGAGCGUGUGCUGGUCGGAGGACAGCUUCUCCCCGUCCAACUCGACGGCCAAUGUGCCUGCAGCCAGCAGAAGGGCGCCGUGCAAGUUCAGCCAGGCGUCCGGGAUGCCGCCGGCGAGCGAGGCGGACUCGGUGUCACAGCUGCUGGCGCACGUGAAGCUGCUGCUCCGCCGCCGCGCCGCCGCUGUGGCGGCGCUGGACGCCGGCCUCCCCGCCGAGGCCGUGCGCCAUUUCAACAAGGUGCUCGACGCGCGCCGCGGCGGCGUGCUCCCGCACUCCUUCGCCACGGCCUGCCUGGUGGGCCGCGCCGCGGCGUUCCGCGCGUCCGGGCGGCCGGCCGACGCCAUCGCCGACUGCAACCGCGCGCUGGCGCUCGACCCGGCGUUCAUCCCGGCGCUGCGCGCGCGCGCCGACCUGCUCGAGUCCGUGGGCGCGAUCCCCGACAGCCUGCGCGACCUGGACCACCUGAAGCUGCUCUACGACGCGGCCCUCCGUGACGGGAAGCUGCCGGGGCCGAGCUGGCGGCCGCAGGGCGGCGUCCGGCAGCGCGAGAUCGCCGGUGCGCACCGCGAGCUGGUGGCCCGCGUCCAGCAGCUCCGCGCCCGCGUGGCCGCCGGCGACGGGUGCAACGUGGACUACUACGCGCUCCUCGGGGUCCCGCGCGGCUGCGCGCGGUCGGAGGUGGUGCGCGCGCACCUCCUGCUGACGCUGAAGCUGAAGCCGGACCGGUCGGCGUCGUUCGCGGAGCGGCUGGAGCUGGUGGACGAGCACCGCGACCUGGACGCCGUGCGCGACCAGGCGCGCAUGUCGGCCCUGUUCCUCUACCGGAUGCUGCAGAAGGGGUACUCGCACAUCAUGUCCGCCGUGCUGGACGAGGAGGCCGCCGCGCGGCAGAGGGCCAGGGAGGACGCCGCCGCCGCCGCAUUGGCUGCCACCGUGGCCGCCGCCGCAGCGUCGGCGACCAAGCAAGCAGAAGAAGAAGCCGCAGCGUCAGCGGCCAUGCAAGAAGAAGAAGAAGAAGAAGCGGCAGCCGUGCCGGAGAGCCCCAAGCAGACAGAGCGUGUCCGCUGCGAGAACAUCCCGGUGCAAGUCGCGGAGCCGGAAACGAUCGCGCCGCCGUCACCGCCGACGCCGAGGCUGAGCGCGGCGGCGAUGAGCCCGAUGUUCCAGGGCGCGUUCUGCCGCGACAUGGCGGUGGUCGGGACGCUGCUGUCCCGCGGCCGGUUCGACCGGCCGCCCAUGGCGGUCAAGUGCGAGGCGAUGAGCUGCUGA